This is a messenger RNA of Pseudocercospora fijiensis CIRAD86, 2022 nucleotides long. RefSeq lists its product as uncharacterized. NCBI's taxonomy places the organism in Eukaryota, Fungi, Ascomycota, Dothideomycetes, Mycosphaerellales, Mycosphaerellaceae. Gene Ontology annotation, molecular function: carotenoid dioxygenase activity. The record is from RefSeq and is a predicted model, not a curated record. The coding region runs from base 1 to 2022 and encodes 673 amino acids. Gene Ontology annotation, biological process: carotene catabolic process. The transcript is spliced from 2 exons.
AUGAGUACGCUGGGCAAGCGAAAGAGGUCCCCCUCGACGAACAUUGAACGCACACCGCAGCCGAAACACCCAUAUCUCUCUGGCAACUUUGCACCCAUACAGCACACCUUACCUCUCACGCCCUGCACAUACACUGGUCGAAUACCGGAAGAGCUCGCAGACGGCGAGUACGUUCGUAAUGGCAGCAAUCCAGUCUCGAAUUCCGAUCUCGGUCGAGAUGCACACUGGUUCGAUGGCGAUGGCAUGCUAUCAGGCGUGUCGUUCAGCAAGAAAGAGGACACUGGCGAGAUCCAGCCCGAGUUCGUGAACCAAUUCAUCCUCACCGAUCUAUAUUUGAGCGCGAAGAGCAAUGGCAGGCUGCGAGUGCCAAUUCUGCCGAGCAUAGCUACGCUGGUUAAUCCACUGGCGAGCUUGAUGUUUGUGACGGUUCGAAUAUUACGAACGAUUCUGUUGGUCAUCCUUAGCCAUCUGCCCGGAAGCAGGCAGAAGAUCAAGAAGAUCAGUGUUGCAAACACAAGUGUCGUCUAUCACGACGGAAGAGCGAUGGCGUUCUGUGAGAGCGGUCCACCGAUGCGAAUACAGCUUCCCGGGCUGGAGACCGUCGGCUGGUUCAAUGGAGCCGUAGCAGAAGGAGAACCGGCAAACGAGUCGAAAGAGAAGGAAGCUGUGUUGGGGGAGAACAGUGGUUUGAUCAGCUUCAUGCGGGAAUGGACAACAGCACAUCCCAAAGUUGACCCGCAGACGAAGGAGAUGUUGAUGUUCCAUUCCAGCUUCGCGCCGCCCUACGUGCAGUACAGCAUAAUUCCGCAGACUGUACGAGCGGCGGCGGAAGUAUCACCACCGACCAGGAAGAUGCUGAACGCUGGCGUUCCAGGCAUCAAGAGUGCGAAGAUGAUGCACGACUUUGGCGUAUCUUCAGCACACACCAUAAUCAUGGACCUCCCGCUCUCGCUCGACCCUCUUAACCAACUCAAAGGCUUACCGCCCGUCGUUUACAAUCCCGAUCGACCAUCACGCUUUGGUGUGUUUCCGCGUCGGCACCCAAAGCAGACGAAAUGGUUUGAGACGAGCGCCUGCUGCAUCUUUCACACAGCCAACACAUGGGACGAAGUGGGACUGGAUGGCAGCACCACCUCGGUUAGCAUGUUGGCAUGUCGUCUCACCUCUGCGACUUUGAUCUAUGCAGCUGGCAAUAUGGCGCCGCCACCGCUGCUCAGGGUGCCGUCCCUGGAAGAGCACCUACUCAAAGACCCAUUCGCCGAAGAGCAAUGCCGGCUCUACUACUAUAACUUCGACCUUGAUUCAGGUUCAAUCUCCCACCAAUGGGCCCUCAGUGCCGUGCCAUUCGAGUUCCCAUCUGUGCGGCCGGACCUCGAAAUGUCGCAGGCGCGGUUCGUGUACGGAUGCUCGACAACGACGACCGACUUUGGCAGCGCUCUCGGGAAAGCGACGAAGAUCGACGCUCUUGUCAAGAUUGAUGCCACCAAGCUCAUCGAGCGUGGACGAGCACAUCCACCCAAGAGUGUUACAGGUGUGGUUGACGGGCGCACGGUGUCUCAGGUGCUAAUUUCUAGAGAUCCUCGCGAUCCAAUCAAAGUCUUCCGGAUGCCAGAGGGCUGGUUCGCACAAGAGCCAAGAUUUGUUCCUCGUGAGCGAAGUGCACACGAACGCCAGCUGAAUGACGAGCCACUCGACGAGGAUGAUGGAUAUCUGCUCUUCUACGCUUUCGACGAGACGCAAUUACUAGCGAACGGAGAGGUUCCUGAUGAUAGUGCGAAGGACCAGCGGGCCAAGUCGGAACUUUGGAUCGUCAAUGCGAAAAACAUGCGAGAUGUGAUCGCGAGGGUUCAUCUUCCGCAGCGAGUACCUUACGGUCUGCAUGGCAGUUGGUUCUCUGCGGAACAGAUCUCCGAACAGAGACCUGUGGACACGAUUCGAAGCAUGGAAGAAGUCAUGAAAGAGAAGAACGAUAACGGACUGUGGAUGAAGGUUCGGGAGAGGAUUGAGACGUUGCUUGGAUGA